AUGGUGGACAGGGUCAGUGCAUUGCCCGAUGACAUCCUUGUUAGUUUAGUGUCCCGCUUGCCGCUAAAGGAAGCAGUAGCUACCAGUGUCCUUUCUAGGCGAUGGCAGAAUGUGGGACUGUCUACUAUGAACCUUAGGUUUGAUGCUGUUGACGGCUCAACUGACAAUAAUUUCCGCCACUACCCUUGGAAACUAAAAGAAGCUAUAGAGUACUGGAAGCGCUGGAAAUACAUCGAUUGGGUGAAUCGUGUGGUGCAACAGUAUAGAGGGAAACAUAUAGAAGAAUUCAGGAUCAGCCUCCCUUUAGAUAGUCGCUUUUCAAGUUCCAUUAAUGAAUGGAUUCAAUUUGCAAUGGAAAAGAGUGUCGAAAGGCUUGAGUUGGAUUUUGAUCUAGCAGUUUCUACUAGAUUUGAAGAUUAUACAUUUCCCCACAAACUUUUGGGGAUCUGCUUUCCAAGUCUGGGCUGUUGUGGAUACAAUAUUGGUUUCAAGUCCCUCAAAGUUCUUCAGAUCCGACAUGUUGGCGUGACUGGAGAAGUUCUCGAGUAUUUCCUGUCCAACUGUCCAUUACUCGAGAGAUUAUCAGUCACUUGCGCAAAAGGUUUGGUUAAUUUAAGAGUUGUUGGUUCAUCGAUUGCGUUGAAGUAUUUGGGCCACAAUGAGAAUCCUGUAUUGCCUCUAUUUGCAAAUCUGAAGCAUUUGGAAUUACUAGUUGUAGCAAAUUAUUAUAAGGCACUUCAUCAUUUAAAUAGCUUCCUCAAGGCAUCUCCUUACUUGCAGAGACUCGUAUUGAAGUUGCAGCUGUAUUCGGAGAGAGCAUGCAUGGGAAUGGGAGAAAUUGAGAAAGCAGCUGAUUGCCCCCAUAAUCACCUCAAGGUAGUAGAAAUAGUUGGCUAUCGAGCUCAUAAAUCUGGUGUUGAACUUGUCAUGCACUUAAUAAAGAAUGGUCUUGGACUGGAGAAAAUUGUGAUUGAUCCUGUACGGACAUGGAGACACCCUAAUGGAGCUGAUAAGCCACAUACAGAACUCGAUGAAGAAGUGAAGGCAAGAGAUCAUGCUAAGCAAUACCUUGAAGCAAAAAUGCCUUCAACUGUAGAAUUUGUGUGCCUGUAG
Messenger RNA from Rosa chinensis, 1113 nucleotides. RefSeq names its product putative FBD-associated F-box protein At5g44940. The record is from RefSeq and is a predicted model, not a curated record. The coding region runs from base 1 to 1113 and encodes 370 amino acids. Gene Ontology annotation, molecular function: protein binding. The transcript is spliced from 3 exons. NCBI's taxonomy places the organism in Eukaryota, Viridiplantae, Streptophyta, Magnoliopsida, Rosales, Rosaceae.